ACUCUUCUUCUUCUUCUUCAGAGUUAUCGGGAGAACCUCAGACAUGCUCUGCUCCGAUCUUAACCUUCGUCUGAAUCUCAUCAUCUAUCUAUUCAUGUGACCCGAUUUGUUCGUGUAUUGUAAUAAUAAGUGAAUCCGUGGGAGCGGAGCUAUGCAGCUUUCUAUGGAGCUUCCUGUUUUCUCCACUCUCCGAGUACCAUUGUUCUCUCGUUUAGCUCUCGUUCCUGCUUUUGGCAUUCCGUUUUCGUCCCAUGGCGCUACGGCGCGAUUGAAAUGUACGGCUCGAAAGGCGCGUCGGGUUUGUGUGACAUGCUUGGUGAGGGAUUCGGCUCGUGUGGAGACGUGCGAGAGAGAUGAGCAUGGAGCUGAGUUCAUUGAGGUCGUUGUCAUCGGUAGUCGCAAGGAGUCUAUCAUAAAUUCUUGCUUGGAUUCUCCUUUUCCUUCUCUUCCUCUCCGCUUUUGGAGUAUUAGCAAAGACAGCUCUGGAGAUUUAGUGUUACAGCAGCGGUCCAAUCAAGAAGAUAAUUUUUCCAAGACCAUGAAUUCAAUUCAGCUGAUACAAUCACGUCCAAGGGCCUUCAUCCUUGUGGCUAGUGCUGGAUAUGGUUCUGAUCAGGUUGAAGCUAUGAAUAUUCUUGCUGCAGUAAGAUCUGGUGGUAACUUAGCUGUUGCUGUGCUGUUAAAGCCUUUCAGCUUUGAAGGCCGAAAGCGUCUAGAAGAGGUUAACGAAUUGGCUAGAAAACUGCAGCAACACACCAAUUUCUGUAUAGAUAUCGACAUAGAGGUUUUACUACAGAAGGAUUUGGUAACUUUGGACGAGGCACUGAGAAAUGCAAACAAUGCUGUUUCCAUGGCAAUAAAUGCAGCUUCCGCUCUGAUAAGUGGGAUACAUGGAAACUUCAUUGGCGUGAUGGAUAAAGAUAUUAAAGAACUGGAAAGUUCAGAAGUUACAACGAUUCUAGAAAGCUACAAAGAGGCAAAGGUUGGUUUUGGAGUUGGCCACAACCUUAAGACUUCGAUUUUACGAGCUAUAUAUGACUCCCCAUUCUUUCGUCCUGGUAUAAAGGAUCUAAACGCUAUUAUAUGCAUUAUGGCUAGUUCGGUGCCUCUCCAGAAGAAGGAUGUGAAAACAAUUCUUCGUACUUUUCGUCAAACAAUGGAGUACACUGGAGAUAUUAUAGUAUCUACUGUUCAUGAACCUGAUUUGGAGCCUAAAGUGCGUGUCACAACGUUUUUUAUUAGAAGUUCUUCAGAAGAGGAAACUUCCAACAAAGGCAACAUUUUUUCUGGUCUUGUUCCUUAUGUUUUAAAUAUCUUCACGAGAUAUCGUUCACAGCUACAAAGAGAAACUAAUAGUGGACUUAAAGAGGUGCCAGUUUCGAUUAAAGAUUCAGCAGACCCUACUGACUUAAAAAGAUCCAGUCAGAAAGUUAAAGGAUUUGAAAUCGACUCUGAGGACCUCCUCGAAGUUUCUGAGAACAGUGAUAGUGAAUACCCAUUAAAAGAGAGAGAACCAUCCAUAGACAGUCGAUUGGAGCUCGAAGAUGAAAAUAUAGAAGAUUAUGGUGCUAUCCAGAGGGAGCCAAUUGCUAAUUGGAGUAUGGAUCCGGGAUAUCAGAAUGAGCAGAAAUGGCCAGCUAAUUCUGGAGACACUGCAGUGCUUAGCCUGGGUAUUGUCAACCUUCCUGUUGGUGUGAGACAUUCAAAGAAUUUGAACAGUAGUCUAAGUGUCGCCAGCCAACCCUCGAGGAAGGCUGAUUCGAGAGAUGAAUCAUUUUUCAACCCUGAUGGCUCGACUAAAGAACCUAAUGAUACUGCAUCUGGCCUGCUAGCUGAGAAAUAUGCUGAUUUUACAAAGCAAAAGAAUUUAUCCGCUCGAGCAGCAUCUAUGCUGGAAGCUGAACGAGAUUCAUCAAAAAGAUGGAGUCCUAUUCUGGAGAUGCAGUACAGAGGAGGACUGUUCAAGGGAAGGUGCCAAGGAGGUCUUCCCGAAGGAAAGGGUCGUCUGGUACUUGGAGAUGGAAGCAUAUAUGAUGGAAUGUGGCACAACGGUAAAAGAUCUGGUCUCGGAACAUUCUACUUCAAGAAUGGAGACGUAUUCCAAGGCACAUGGAGAGAAGAUUUAAUACACGGAAAGGGGUGGUUUUAUUUCCACAAAGGUGAUCGAUGGUUUGCAAAUUUCUGGAAAGGAAAAGCCAGUGGCGAAGGCCGGUUCUAUUCGAAGUCGGGUGAGAUAUUCUUUGGACAUUUCAAAGAUGGAUGGCGGCACGGGCAGUUCCUCUGUAUAGACGUGGAUGGAACAAGAUACUCUGAGAGUUGGGACGAAGGCGUUCUUAUAGACCGGAAACAAGUGGACGCCGAAGAUUAAUUAUUUCCGACAAUGUUGUACAGAUAAACCUUUGUCCUUUCUCAGUUUCUCGGGUUAUUAGGACAAAACGUAAAUUCAUAAAAAGUGUUCCUUUGACUUAACUCCUUAUUAGGCUCUUUGAUUAGGUAUGAAAAAGGAAACAAAUAUACUUACGAAGUUACCUGACUUUUUCAUUUC
Capsella rubella is the source of this 2545-nucleotide messenger RNA. RefSeq names its product protein ACCUMULATION AND REPLICATION OF CHLOROPLASTS 3. The transcript is spliced from 15 exons. Gene Ontology annotation, cellular component: cytosol; extrinsic component of plastid membrane; chloroplast outer membrane. Bases 152 to 2368 code for a protein of 738 amino acids. The record is from RefSeq and is a predicted model, not a curated record. Gene Ontology annotation, molecular function: GTP binding. NCBI's taxonomy places the organism in Eukaryota, Viridiplantae, Streptophyta, Magnoliopsida, Brassicales, Brassicaceae. Gene Ontology annotation, biological process: chloroplast fission.